GAUCCCCUCCCCCCCGCUCUUCCCCUCCCCGCUGCACCACCACACCACCUUGUUCCUCUCAGCGAGUCGGACGCACGGACGGAGUUUGUUUGUCGGCGUCGCAGUGUACAACUGACAAAUUGCUAUUUGCAAAGCGAAUUUGCUCUUCCGUCACCAUGAGUCAUACUAUUCUUCUGGUUCAGCCGGGUGUAAAACCUGAAACAAGAACAUACUCAGACUAUGAGUCUGUUAAUGAGUGCAUGGAGGGAGUUUGCAAGAUUUAUGAAGAACAUUUGAAACGACAAAACCCUGACACACCUUGCAUUACGUAUGAUAUUAGCCAGCUUUUUGACUUUGUCGAUCAAUUGGCUGACCUGUCCUGCUUGGUGUACCAAAAAGGUAGCAACACGUAUGCACCCUACAACAAGGACUGGAUCAAAGAAAAGAUUUAUGUGUUACUUCGUAGGCAAGCUUCAAGUUCCAACAGUUAAUCUUCUCUUCUCUUUUUCGAUACUUCAAAGUGUCAAGGUUUCUGUUAAAUCUUGUUUUUUUUUUUUUUACAUCUCGAUUAAGUACCUUGUAAUUAUUUUAUUCACUGUGCACUAUGACAAGUCAAGUGAUGAUCAAGUGUAAUCCACUAUGCUUAAAGUUUCAUUUUAGUGUGACGUCUUUUUUUGAAUCAGCAAUUUUAAGGUUGAUCUGUUGGUAAUUGCAUGCCAAAGUAAUUCUUUACUUUUUGAAUUUUUUUUUUUUUGUGAACUUCAAUAUACAUCUUAAGUCAUUAAGUAAGGAAAUUAAAUGUAGUCUACUGUGAAGCUCAGUUUU
Molecule: messenger RNA, 804 nt
Organism: Thrips palmi
Lineage: Eukaryota; Metazoa; Arthropoda; Insecta; Thysanoptera; Thripidae
Gene: e(r)
Product: enhancer of rudimentary homolog
Exons: 4
Coding region: 156-470 (104 amino acids)
Source: RefSeq, a predicted model, not a curated record